Messenger RNA from Colletotrichum scovillei, 339 nucleotides. RefSeq lists its product as uncharacterized. The record is from RefSeq and is a predicted model, not a curated record. Bases 1 to 339 code for a protein of 112 amino acids. The transcript has 2 exons. Lineage: Eukaryota; Fungi; Ascomycota; Sordariomycetes; Glomerellales; Glomerellaceae.
AUGGGAUUCUGCUUCCUCUGCAGUGGUCUGGUCGACACCCAGGAAGCUGGCAGAGCUCAGCGGUCAACUGAAGGUGAAAAAAGGCUUCACAGAGCAGGCCUGGCAACUGCUGCCCAGCAGCAGCUGGCUCACCUGAGGGCUCAAGUUACCAACGCUGCAGUUAGGAAGAGGAAGACUGUUCAGAUCGAUCCCAACACGAAGUUUGCGAACAUCAGGGAUAUCCAUCGGGCUCAAAUCGAAGCGGGUGAAAAGGAGGUUAUUACGGCUGAAUCCAGCGACUCUGAAUGCCCUAGUGAGGCUGGCAGUUGUAUUGUAGUGGGUGUGGUUGAGGAUCAAUAG